Molecule: messenger RNA, 5610 nt
Organism: Crotalus tigris (Tiger rattlesnake)
Lineage: Eukaryota; Metazoa; Chordata; Lepidosauria; Squamata; Viperidae
Product: KIAA2012 ortholog
Exons: 22
Coding region: 563-4225 (1220 amino acids)
Source: RefSeq, a predicted model, not a curated record
CUUCAAUAGUAAUAAUGAAGAAGAGGAGAGGCAAUGGGAUGUCAGGAGUUGUAAGAGUUGGAGGAUAAUGUUACUUUUUGAUUGGAGGGAGGAAUUUGCAGGGCAACAGUCUUGAAAUUUGAUCCUGAUCCUUUCAAAAAUCAUUCAUUUUCUUUCUUUCUUCCCAACAUUCCCUCCGCUGUAGUUUAAACAAUUUCCUUUGCUGCCAUGGCAACAUGAAAACAACCUCAGAGCACAAUGAAAAGGAUGGCAGUCUUUUCAUGAAUCCUGGGACUAACCAGAAUAGAAUAAUAAUAAUAAUAAUUAAAAAAACCAGGAAGAAUACUAGAAAAGUAACCUCAAGGGGAGAUAAUAAUAUCAGAUUAAGCUUUCCAAUAGACUGCUCUACUUUUCUAGUUCUAGUUUAAUACAAAACUACUUUAUGGAUUAAUGUUGCUGUUAUGAAAUUGAGCUAUACUUAAUAACAUUGUUAAGUAAGAUGAGAAUGUUCUAUAAUGAAAUAUAACUCUGCUUUUAGAAGCUACGGGAAGACUCCUGAAGCGGCACUUCAUUCAUCUUAAAAAUGUCCAGUCUGUCUCUCUUAAGUCGUGGCACUGGGCAGGUGAUCAAAAAGAAACAGGAGAAGCUGAAAGUGCAUUUUGAUCCUCAGGAUGACCUGAACCGCAUGUCUUCUGAAGGCCUUUGCAGUGUCAACAGACUACUGGAUCAUAGGCAGAUCAUGAAGGAGUACUGGAGGCUGUACCUCCCAAAAACGUAUUGCACAAGAAGAGGCACACUCUUUCUCUAUUCGGAAGAUGUAGCCAAACCAUGGAAAUGGAAGUUGCAGCAAGGAUGUCAGAACAAAAGCCAGACAUUAUGUGUAGAUCUUCACACACUCCAAGAUUUGGCCCGGGCUAUCUUAGUAUAUGGAAGCAAACAGCUGUGGCAAGAUAAGAAAGGAAUUGCUCAGCAGCCCUAUCUAUACUUCCUAAGAGAUUCAGACAGUGAGAUGGACAGAUCGAUGAGGCCAGGCUAUUCAGCCAAGAGGUACCUCCUCAAACUCGCCCAGAGCUGGGAUCCAAAUGUUUUACAAAAGCUUCAGAAUGCAGGAUAUAUCAGUGACCCCUUGUUGUUUAAGGAAAAUGCAGCUGCUCUCAAGAAGAAAUUACAGGAUCUAUCAACUAUUCCACCAAAGUAUAAUCUACAUAUUUUCUACACUCCAUCCUUGUACUCACAAAGUCAACUAAAAGAACUGAGUUAUUCAGGUCUUGGUCCUCCUUUGCGUAAAAAGUCAGAAAAUAGAGCCAGCCUGGUGAAGGGUGACCCAGAACAUAAUGCAAGAGGAGCAGAUCGAAUCCCUUUAAGAAUUUCAGUAAGAAAACUGAGUGUUCAUCUUCAACCACAGCAUUCCAGAGAAAGUAUCUGGAAUCAGAAUGAGGCACACUGGCAGAUCUCUGAGAACAGAGGGGUAGAAUAUCACCAAGGUGAAAAGAACAAGAAGGAGCCACAUAACUGUGAAAUGCCAAACCAAUCAGUUAAAUUUUCAUUAAUGGGAAAUACAGGAAUUGCCACCUCUGAAUUUUGGUGUGAGCAGUCCCAUGUGAAUUUCUAUGGUGGUUUUCUUCCUGGAAAAAAGAUCACAUAUAGUGUUAACCAAAAUCACCUGAAGAGCACAGCUAGCAGAGGCAGAGGACUCUCUGAAGAUAAGGAAGUGUUCCCCCUGAUUAAUCCAGGAGGCAGCAAAGAGCAAGACGAAAUCACAAAGAAGCACAAGAAGCAGGUGCCAGAAUUUUUCAAGUUACCUCAAAUAGCUGAAAGCUCACCCAACGUUCAAAGGGAAAAAAUAAAACCCAGUGAGCUUUCAAAGGAACUUGUGAUCCUUCCACUGCUGGUUCAGUCAGAGUCUCCAACUAAAGCGAAACAUCCAAGAGGGACUUGUUCUAAAGAAGUCAAAUCUGAGACCGAUGUCUGUGAUAAGCAGUCAGUCCUUUUGCUAAAUGAUCUCGUUUUAGACACCAAACAUAGAAAGAAGCCGAAGCAAACUAUCAAGGACGGGCUCCUAAGGGCUUCCCAAGAUUCUUUCUAUCUACCCCUGAUUAAUCCAGACAAGUUUGCUCUGAAUGAUGGAAAGAGAAGAAAGAGAGAAGUGUCCACUGGAACUGACAACACAAAACAAAUAGAAAGCCAUAAAAGCACUUCACUCAAUAUCCUUCUAACCGGUCCUAAUGGAGAAAUUAUCUGUCCAUCACUCUUGAGAUCUGUUCAAACUACAGAUAAUCCCAGGAAAUUUGAACUAGCUACAGGUGAAGAAGUUUUAGGAGAAGAUAAACUAUCCAUUGAAGUAAGAAGACCUGCUUCCAGAAGUUCACCAGAGGUCUGCUCUGAAGAUCAAGCAUCAAAUAAAAGGGAAACCAUCCAACUUUCUGUUACACUGAAGAAUGGACACUAUGCCCCACCUGCAUAUGAAAAGCUGGAACCUCCUCUAACUCAACUGACUCAAAAUGUACCAAGAAAUGGGACUGGCUUUGAAAAUCACGAAGUCAUCACAGGAAAUGAGGGUGUUUCUGCUGAGUUUGGAGAAAGACAUCAGCCAAGUCAAACUGGUCUCUGCAGAAAGAGCUACCCACAGCAGAGUGAGGAGGAAAAGGGUUACUCCAGCUUGUCACAAACACACAGCAUGAAGCAGAGGAAUACUAGUGACAUUAUGCAAGAUGAAGGGGAGCAACUAGAUUCCUCAGCUCAGUCAAUUAAUCUCUUCCACUAUCAACCACGCCUUGCUCAUUUGAAGAUUUCUACAUCUGAAAUAGGGCAAGCUCCAAAUCCUGAACAUGCUCCCAUAAAACCUUUUGACUACCAUGAAGAAGGUAUGGAGAAUCUAAGAAUUGACCUGUAUGCUCCUGAAACAUUUGGCACGGAGGAAGAUGUGAUAACAUUUUCAGAGUCAACCAGCCAACCAGCUGCGGUUGCCCAUCUCAAACAGGCUGAAGGUGUUUUAAAGAGCAAAAGGACUGAAAGACAAAAAAAACAGCCAAUACAGAAAGCUGGAGAUGGGUUGAAAAAACAAAAAAAGAGUUUGAAGAAAGAGAAAUACCAAAGUCACACAGAGUUUGUUGUAGGGAAGCCCAGAGAGAAAAGGAUUAUUAGGAAAACAAUUGCUUACUCCAAAGGGGAACCAACAGUUGCCAAACGAUCAGCCCGUGUGGAAGAGGGAACCCACGAGAGAGAUUCAGAGCAAGAAGAUGCUGAAGCAGAACCUAUUAGCUGUCUUGUAGAAGAACACGGAGAAGAAGAAGGAGGAGGUGACCAAAGUCUUCCCGAUUCUAGCAUUUUUAUGGAGGAGCAUCCCUUGACACUUGAUAUGAACCAAACAUUUAGUGAAGAGGUUGGCAAUACUUCUGGGUUUCAUCCAGGACCUGCUAGUGAAACAUCCAUUGCUACCUACAAAGCAGUCUCCACUGCAGAUGGUUCCCAGCCUGAUGCAGAGCAGGGAAAACUGCUAUUGGAGGAUUUGUCCCUGCACAAAGAAGAGUUGAAACUAUCACGAGACAGGAUAAUAGCAGAGAGGGCAGAAAAGCGACGGCUGGCAGUGGAGACAAAGCGAAAAGAACAGGAGGAGCGGAAAAAGAAAGAGCAGGAGGAGCAGGAGCGUAUGGAGAAAAUGAGAGAAGAAAUGGAACAGGAGAAGCAAAGGAAGAUUGAGGAGUUUCGUUUAAGAAAACAGCAGCUUGAAGCAGAGCGUCAGCGGCAGGAAGAAGAGGCAGACAGGGAACGACAAGCUGAGAAGGCAGCCCAAGACCAGGCCCGGCGGCUACAGGAGGAACAGCGUCGGAGGUUUUUGGAGAUGCAGAGGAAGAAGCAGGCGCAGGAACUAGAACGGGCAGAAGCAGAAAAACGCAGACAGAAAGAAAUGGAGAUGCAGCUGGAGGAAGAACGGCGACAGCUAGCAGAGAUGGCCGAGGAGCAAAGGCUGGAGUAUGAGAAGAGGAAAAAGGAGGAAGAAGAGAAAAUGAGGCUUGAGGCUGAGGAGAGAAGGAGGAGAGCUGAGGAAGAGGCUAGAGUUGCUUUGGAAGAAGCAAGAAAGCAAGCGUUACUACUCUCAAGACAAAUGGCAGACCUGGAGAAGGAGCAACAGUUUCAGUAUCAACUACUUAUAGAAGCCUCUGGACUGGAUCGAAGACAGGAAAUUUCGCGUCCGUGGGUUUAUUCCUACUUCCAGCGUCCUUUUUUUACAACAGAAGAUGAUUAAAAUCUUAGCCAUGCCCAAAUAUCUUUUUGUGUAGUGUUAUAAAAGCGAACUGUUGCAUUCUGACAAGUUUUCCAACAGACUAAGAAGUAAAAUAUACUAAGUGCUUUUCUACGAAUUUUGUCUGAUCCCUAAGGCACUAUUCUAGACAAUGUUCUAAAUACUUUUUUAACCCAUAGUGGGAUGUGUGUGGAUAUAUGUAAAUAUAAUCUAAGCUACUAUUGCAAACAAGCUGAGUUUCCUUUAACACUGAGCAAACCAGUCAAGCUAGCUUAAUGGGUGGUAAAUGUCAUCUGCGGGUCUUGCUUUUGAUUGGCUCCUAUGCAGUUUCAUCUCUAAACUUGUUAAAUAUUUCUUCUCUACCUUUCUAGCUAUUUCUUUAGGCUACAAGUAGGCUAAUUCUAAGAGACUAAUUCAGUCUUUGAAUUAGGUGGUGAUUCUCAAGAUUAAAUUUAAGACAUGAAGUAUAUUUUUAUUUUGCAAAAUAGAAAUAGACCUUGCUGAGGAAUAGCAUGUUUGAAAUAGCAAGGUGACCUCCAGAAAUAGGGGCCUUGGGAUUUCUAUUUAAGAGACAACCUAAGAGCAUAAUUCAUACUCUACUUUCAUUUCUGCAGGGUUUUGUGUUUUCACUGUGAAUUUUUAUGAUCCUAGAAAUUGGGUUUGGUGUAAUGUACUGCUCAGGUGUAAGGAAUUCUGAGCUCCACAAGUUCUCCUAAAGCAAGUUCAGCUGCCCCCCCAAAUUUUCUUUCAGACUGAUUAUGCAAUUACUUUUAUUUUUUAAAAAAAGAGUCUUAAAGUAUUUAAUCUUUAGUAACUAUGGGUUUUAUUGUAGACGUUUUAUUUAAAACUUUUCUCUUGCAAACUGAUCCCCCCCCCCACCCCCAGUGUAACAGCAAUGUAAGGUGCAAACAGUCAGGUUUCAAGGAACCCGUUACAAAACUUUCCCACUGACUUCACUCAAAUGUUUAAUGCUAAAGAUAUGGAUAACACUUAAGCCCAGAUUUUGAUUUUUGAAAACAAGUUUUAAUUUUUAAAAAAAGUUUGGCAUGCGUACAAAAAGGCAUCAGAAGUGGGACAUGGAAACUACAAGCAUUGGAGAAGAUCCAUUUAACACUUUUACAGUUAAGUGCCUGAAAAGUAAAUACAAUUAAAUGGUUUAUUAAAGUAUGCUUAAGAACAUUGCAGUCUUAAUUUCUGACCUUUCCUAUUCCCCUGGCAACGAAAAUAAACCCGAGGUAGAGCAACGUUUCUAGUCCUGCCAUCAAUAUUGCAAACCUGAGCUAAAGAAUGUUUCUAGCAUUGGUAGGUUUUCUAUGACAGUUCUGCAAUUGACUAAAAGAGAUAUGAAGAUAGAACAUUUUGAAUUAGACAAUUGCUUAGGAAAAAAA